AUUCUCCUUUCCAAUCCUAUCGAUUCUAGGAAAGUUCAAUGUAAUUGGUUGCGCAACUGUACAUCCUUUGAUGAUACAAAAAUACCGUGGUAUUGUUAGUUAUACAUGAGUACAAAAUUGAGUAACGCGGGAUGUAAACAAAAACAGAAGAAACGAGAAAACUGAACGACGCCAUCUGCAACCGAGAAUAAGAGUCAAAAUACAGUCUGGUCGUUUUGAUCUGUUUUCCGUAGACGACGACCAUCGCGAAUGUCAUGUGAGGAAGCCCGCAAGGGAGAGAGGCUUUCUUUUUGUUUUUUCGCUCUCACAAAGGGGCAGAGAGUGCGCUAAAUUUAAGGUUUCCAGACGUAAAAAACUCAAGCUAUUCUUGGCGCCAGGCCAGACUAAAAAUCGACCAGUGUGCUUACGACUGCUAUAUAUGUUAUAGACGACGUCGCGUGGAAAAAUACCAAAACAAUGGCUUAAACCCACCAAACAUCGGAAAUAAAAUGACUGAAUCACCACAAUCAAUAGGCGUGGAAAAUUUUAAAUCCUCUACAGCUAGAACUGCUACACCACUUCAGUCAGCAAAAAAUGAGGUGGACGAUGUUAGCAAUAAUUUAGAAUACAGGUUUGAACAGAACAGACUGAAUAGCUAUGUCAACUGGAGAUGCCGGUAUGUUCAUCCUGAAGAUCUUGCACGGGCGGGUUUUUACUACACUGGACAAAUCGAUAGAGUUCGUUGUUUCGAAUGCCGCACUGAAAUUUGCCGUUGGGAAGAAGGUGACGAUCCAGAAACGGAACAUAAACGGUGGAGCGGUCGUUGCAGGUUAAUCCGCGGAAAAUCAUGCGGUAACGUACCCAUCGGUGUUAAUCCCGACAACAUCGAAGUAACAAGACCAAGGAGUCGCGACGUCUGCGGACCUUAUAGAUUAAAUUAUAGGAUGGAUGCUGAAGCUGAUACUCAUAUGCCGUUAAGUGCGUCGCCACAAAGCGAAGAACAACAGCAACAGCAGCAACAAUUGCCUUCAGCCGCGGCAUUAGGAAGCCUUGGUUUCGCAAUUGCCAAACGUCCCGAUUUUCCGGACUACACUACUUAUGAAGUAAGGUUGCAGACUUUUGCCAACUGGCCGACCUCGAUGGUUCAGACGAAAGAACAAUUGGCUGAUGCUGGUUUCUUCUACACCGGGACGGGUGAUCAUACAACGUGUUUUCAAUGCGGUGGUGGUUUGAAGAACUGGGAGCCACAAGAUGACCCAUGGGUUCAACAUGCCAAGUGGUUCUCUACCUGUUUCUACAUCAAACUUAGAUUAGGACAAGAGUUUAUUAAUAAUGUUACUGGAAAGAUGGUGCCACCACCUUCGGAAGAGGAAAUCUCCAGAAUGAAACUUCCAAGCUGUAUAAAGAAAGUUGAGUCAUCAGUACCGCAGAAAUGUGAACUCGUAGAAGAGUCGACACCAAAUGAAAAUACUGCUGCUGGACCAAGUAGUACGGAGUGCCCGACGCCAAAACCUCGAACGAUGAUACAGGUACAAAGGGAUUCGAAAGAAUCGACGGUAUCGACGAAUUGUAAUAGUGUUGCAAAGCCAGAGGAGUCACAGCAAUCAAGUGAGAGAAAACCAGUAGACUCUGAUGCACGAUUAUGUAAAAUUUGUUACAAUGAGGAGCUCGGCAUUUUAUUUGUGCCGUGUGGACAUAUCGUCACCUGCGUUAAAUGCGCACCUGGCAUGACUACCUGUGCCUUGUGCCGUAAGAAAAUCGAUCUUACUGUGCGCGCUUAUUUCUCAUAAUUUUUUUUUUUCGAGGAUUUUUAUAAGCCUAGCGAAUGCAUUUUUUCAGUCAACAGCUAUAAAAAGCCUGGGAAUGGCUUUAAACUGUUUGACGACGACUCAUGCGUUACGUUGGCAUUGACUAUGAACGCAAGGGCGAUGUUUAUUAAUCGUGCACACGAUUUUAUCAAAUGUAUACGAAUAUACGAAAAAGAAUUUUAAGCGUGUGGAUAUUGUGAUACUUUAAAAAGUAAAUAAAAAAGAAAAGUUGGUAUUUUUCUUGGUCGGUCUUGAUUUCGCAAUUAAUCACAGAUUUGUUGUUUCUGUGUAAUGAUCAAAAUCGAAUGUAAAUUAGACAAGAAUAGUAAUACUUUGCCUUUGUGUUUUUAGUCCCGGUUAUUGUUUGAAAUAGAUGGACAUGAUGAAAGUAAUGUGCUAUGGACGCAUGAAGUCUAGUCAUUAACAGUAUUAAUGUAUAUUUUUUAUAUAAAGGAAAACCUUUACAAAAAUUCAAAUAUUUACAAUAUCAUAUUAUUUUUAUAAAACAGUAAAAAAUGCAAAUCAAUUAAAUUUCCAUAUAAUUUUAUAUUACUUUAUCUAUUAUUUGCAAUACAAAACAAAAUAAACUAUUAAAUUUUCAAGUGUAAAUAAAGUUAAGCCUCCUAGUGACUAUAUAAAGGGCUCGGGGCCUUAAGGUUGAACAAAAUGUCUAUAUAUCGCGCAUCUUGUAAUAAACAUGUUUUCAUUCAUUUAGAAAUAGUAGAUGUAUAGUAUACUUUACAUUUAUAAAAAUUUAAAUUAGUGAUUGGAAAAUUGAAUUUUCUAAUUAAGAAGUUUUCUCAUAAAACAAUUGGAUACUAAAUCUGGUUAAUACAGAACAAAAUAAGCAACAUUAUAAAAUAGUUAGCUUUGUCACGGAAAUGUAGAUUUUCUGGUAAAGUAUCGCUGAGAUAUAAAAAUACGGUCAAAACGUAAUCUAAUAAAUGAAAAUAGAAUAUCGAAUAAAAUAAUAGAUAUAUUUUCUCGAAGAAAUUUCGUAUGAAACGUUAUAGUACAUUACGAUACAAGUGCGGGAAAGUAGAUUCUAGUCUCGUGUAGCGUUUACGCCCGAGCAAAGCGAGGGUGGAAUGGUACACGAGACGAGAAACUCAUUCCCGAACAUGUGCCGUACCGUAUUUCUUGAUACGACGUGUGGAAAGUGCGAUUUUCAACGUACGUUUUUUGCCGAGCGUGCGAGAAAAACGCACUUUCCGCACGGAGUGUCGAAAAGUUUAUUUUCAAAUUACUUUUAUAUUUAAUUUUAUUAUAUAUAGCGUCUCUUCGAGAAAGUAUUUCUAGAGUUUUUGUAUAUGAACAUUAAGAUUGGUAUUGAAGAAAACAUAAUAAAAAAAAUUUUUA
Phymastichus coffea is the source of this 3146-nucleotide messenger RNA. RefSeq names its product baculoviral IAP repeat-containing protein 8-like. Gene Ontology annotation, biological process: negative regulation of apoptotic process; positive regulation of protein ubiquitination; regulation of cell cycle. The coding region runs from base 489 to 1769 and encodes 426 amino acids. The record is from RefSeq and is a predicted model, not a curated record. NCBI's taxonomy places the organism in Eukaryota, Metazoa, Arthropoda, Insecta, Hymenoptera, Eulophidae. Gene Ontology annotation, cellular component: cytoplasm; nucleus. Gene Ontology annotation, molecular function: ubiquitin protein ligase activity; cysteine-type endopeptidase inhibitor activity involved in apoptotic process. The transcript is spliced from 4 exons.